AUGGCCAUCAUCAGUGGCACCUGGCAAAUUGCCCCAGGUCCCAGCCACUUUGCUCUGACAUUACAGGCAGGCUCAUGUAGUCAAGGAGUAUGGGGCUGGACCCCUGCCUGGCAUUGUGCUUUUGUGCUCCAAGGAGCUAAUGCAUGUCCAGAGCAUGACUCCCCAGGUCUGGCCCAACUGGCACAGCAUUUGGAGGUCUUAGGUGACCAUACCUUUGAUCUCCCAGUCACUGCUCCUCCUUCCACAGGUCUGAUUCCAGUUGACCUUCCCUCCCCACCUGUCCUCACCAGCAAUGUCACUGGUCCUUCCACCAACACCACCACUGAGUACCAGGACAAGGGGAAAGGUGAGGCCAUCAUUGCUGACCUGGAGCCUAAGGCAGAAGGGAGUAGGAAGAGGAAGUCUUCCAUGAUUUUGGCACUCUCCUCCCAACUACUGAAGCCUGUGAUGAAGACUUGCAAGCAUGUGAAGUUGUCUUGCAUUGUAAAGUCCAAGCCCAUCAUGGAGUCAGAAGAUGAGGAGAACAUGAUUAUUCAGCCAUUUUUGGAUGGAGUGCCAGAGGUGAUUGCCAGCAGUCACCCAGCAGUCAUUGAGCCCUCCCAGCCAACUCCCAAAACCCUGGUGCAGGCACCCCCAGUCAUUGAUGCAGGUGAUAUUCUCAUUCCCAGACUGGUGAAACAACCCAUGCUAGGCUUGCAAGAAGCUAGACUGGCCCUGCACAACUUGGUUGGACAAGAGGACCAGGAAUCUGUGUAUGUCAUGCAUCUACUGCAUGACAAAGAAGAUCAAAAGAUAAAGUCCAGGAUACCCUCCAAGGCUCCCUCCAAAGCUCCCCCUGCCUCUCAAUCCAAGGCCCAAACUUGCAGUCAGUCUGAUUGCCUGUCUGGAACUCUGGGUGUCACUGCUGUGACAACCCCAAAGACCCAGAUGUGUGGUCACAGCAAGACCAUCACUGCUGUCAAGGCACCUGCACCUGCACCAGCUUCACUUCUGUCUUUGAGUUCAGCAGUCCCUGCUGCAGCACUCGACAUGCCCAUGCUGGAUCUCCAUGCCAUGGCAAUUGCGAUUCGAGAUGGUGCACCUCAAAUCACUAUUCUCAAGGCUCAUGUGGCAGAGCAGGAUAGUAAGAUUAAUACCCUGCAAUGCCUCAAUGAAGGCCUUAGGCAUGAAAUCAUCAACUGGCACCCCUCAUUCCCAAUUCCUGACCCUCCUGCCAAUGCAACAUCCUUGUGCUUGAUCAGUCUAUCUCCAUUGGCAGGGAUGGCACCCACACCCCUGAAAUUCAAGGAUGCCUCUGCCAUUGAGGGUCUCCUGUUUGAGUACAACCAAGUUGUUCAUCCAGAGGAUCCAGAUAUGUCCAGUGAAAUUGUGGACCUGGGUGAUCUAAGCAACCUUGUCCCAGAAUACAAUUCUUCCAAUGACAUGGAUGUUGAGGUGGAUGUUGAGGUGAAGGUUGAAGCAUCUUCUGAGGAGGUUGACAUGGCUACAUAA
Messenger RNA from Suillus subaureus, 1491 nucleotides. RefSeq lists its product as uncharacterized. The coding region runs from base 1 to 1491 and encodes 496 amino acids. The record is from RefSeq and is a predicted model, not a curated record. Lineage: Eukaryota; Fungi; Basidiomycota; Agaricomycetes; Boletales; Suillaceae. The transcript is spliced from 9 exons.